GGAGUAGCCUGCUUCACAUUGUUAACGUAGGUUUCUCCCGUUCCAGCCAGCAUUUGUCUUCCGUGAGCCAAACCUGGGUCACCGCCUCACGCAAAGCGCCUGAAAUCUCGGCUUCAUUUGGCAGCGGGACACACGCCGGCACAACAGGGCCCCAGCUAUGAGGAAGACCGGUGUCCGGGUCCCCGGCCCGGCCGCAGGCUGGUAGGGAUGGUGCCGCUGUGAGAAGCCGUUCAGAGACGCCGAGAGGACCGGGAGUUCCUGGACAACAUGACUGUGUUCAACCCGGACAAUGUGGAGGAAUUUUACCAAAUUGGAGACGAGCUGGGCAGCGGUCAGUUCGCCGUGGUCAGACGAUGUCGGGACAGGAGAACCGGCGCGGAGUACGCCGCCAAAUUCAUCAAGAAGCGGCGCAACAAGUCGGGUCGGCGUGGCGUGGCGAAGGAAGACAUCGAGCGAGAGGUGAACAUCCUGAAGGAGAUCCAGCACCCGAACGUCAUCACCCUGCACGAAGUGUUUGAGAGCAAAGCCGAGGUCAUCCUCAUCCUGGAACUUGUUGCUGGCGGUGAGCUCUUUGACUUCCUGGCAGAGAAGGAGUCUCUGAGCGAAGAGGAGGCCACUCAGUUCCUGAAGCAGAUCCUGGACGGAGUCCUCUACCUGCACUCCAAGCAGAUCGCUCACUUCGACCUGAAGCCGGAGAACAUCAUGCUGCUGAACCGCUCAAUGCCUCACCCGCGCAUCAAGCUCAUCGACUUCGGACUAGCGCACAAGAUCGACUUCGGAAAUGAUUUCAAGAACAUUUUUGGGACUCCAGAGUUCGUAGCUCCAGAAGUAGUGAACUAUGAACCUUUGGGCCUGGAGGCGGACAUGUGGAGUAUCGGGGUUAUAACCUACAUCCUGCUGAGUGGCGCUUCUCCCUUCCUGGGCGACAACAAGCAGGAGACUCUGGCCAACGUGUCGGCCGUCGAUUACACGUUCGACGAAGAGUUCUUCAGCAACACCAGCGCUCUGGCCAAAGACUUCAUUAAGAGGCUUCUUAUCAAAGAUCCAAAAAAGAGAAUGACGAUUCAGGACACCCUCCUGCACCCCUGGAUCAAGCCAAAAGACACUCAGCAAGCACUGAGCAGGAAGGAGUCAGCCGUCAACAUGGAGAAGUUUAAGAAGUUUGCAGCUCGAAGGAAAUGGAAACAAUCCGUCCGACUCAUCUCCUUAUGUAACCGCCUGUCGCGCUCCUUCCUGUCCAGGAGCAACAUCAGCGUGGCGCGCAGCGACGACACGCUGGAUGAGGAAGACUCCUUUGUGAUGAAGGCCAUCAUCCACGCCAUAAACGACGACAACGUUCCCGGGCUGCAGCAUCUGCUCGGCUCUUUGAACAGCUACGACGUCAACCAGCCCAACAAGCAUGGGACUCCUCCGCUGCUGAUUGCCGCCGGCUGCGGCAACAUUCAGAUCAUCGAGGUGUUGAUGAGAAAAGGUGCAGAAAUCCAGGCUAACGAUAAGAGCGGAGCCAACGCCGUGUAUUACGCAGCCCGACACGGACACGUCGACACGCUGAGGUUCCUCCACGAGAAGAAAUGCCCUCUGGACGUCCAGGAUAAGUCUGGAGAAACGGCUCUCCAUGUGGCGGCUCGCUAUGGCAACGUGGAUGUGGUGAGCUACCUGUGUAGCAUCCGGGCCAAUCCAGACCUGACGGACCGGGAGCAGGAGACGCCGCUGCACUGCGCCGCGUGGCACGGCUACUCCGCUGUAGCCAGAGCGCUCUGCCAGGCCGGCUGCCAUGUUGACGCCAAGAACCGUGAGGGGGAGAGUCCGCUGCUGACGGCAUCCGCCCGCGGCUUCGUGGACAUCGUGGAGUGCUUGGUGGAGCACAAGGCGGACCUGGAGGCCACGGACAAGGACGGCCACACUGCGCUCCACCUGGCGGUUCGCCGCUGUCAGGUCGAAGUCGUCCGCUGCCUCCUCAGGCGGCACUGCCACCUGGACCAGCAGGAUCGCCAUGGCAACACGCCGCUCCACAUCGCCUGCAAGGACGGAAAUCUGGCGGUCGUCACGGCGAUGUGCAGCGCCAAGGCGAGUCUGGACCUGCCCAACAAGCAUGGACGGACUCCGCUCCACCUGGCUGCCGGAAACGGGAGCCUGGAGGUCGUCCGCCAUCUUUGUCUCGCCGGAGCAAACAUCGACGCCGUCACAAACGAUGGAAAAACAGCCGAGGAUUUGGCUUCUGCUGAUCAUCAUGAACACAUCGUGGAUUUAUUGGGAAAGCUUAAAAAGGACAACCACAAACUGAGCUACAUCCAGCAGCUGCGCCCCACCCAGACCAUCCAGCCCAGGAUCAAACUCAAGCUGUUCGGACACUCCGGGUCCGGGAAGAGCACGCUGCUGGAGUCGCUGAAAUGCGGCAUCCUGCGCAGCUUCUUCAGGCGGCGCAGGACGACGCGCUUGACCAACUCAGCGCGACACCCCAACUCCCCCGUCAACUCCAAGCCUGCAGUCUCUGUGAGCAUCUCCAACCUUUACCCCGGCUGUGAGAACGUGAGCGUGCGCAGUCGCAGCAUGAUGUUCGAGCCCAGCCUGACCAAAGGCGUGCUGGAGGUUUUCUCCCCCGUCCACAGCGCGCUGUCGGCAGCGGACGAGCAGGCCACCAAGGCCAUCGACAUCCAGCACGCCAACAUCCACGGUGUUGGUGAUUUCAGCGUUUGGGAGUUCUCAGGAAACCCCGUCUACCACUGCUCCUACGACUACUUUGCGGCCAACGACGUGACGGCGAUCCACCUGGUGCUGUUCAGCCUGGAGGAGCCGUACGAGACGCAGCUGGGCCACAUCACCUACUGGCUGAACCUGCUGAAGGCCCUCACCCCGCCGCAGGACAACAUCGUUUUCGGAGGUCGGAUCCAGCAGCCGCUGCCGGUCGUCCUGGUGGCGACGCACGCCGACCUGGCCGACAUCACCAGGGCGUUCUCUGGGGAGUUCAGCUACGACAAAGAGCGAGCGCUGCUCAAGGAAGUCAGGAACAGGUUUGGGAACGAUCUGCAGAUCAGCGACAAACUGUUUGUGAUGGACGCCGGAGCAUCAAACUCCAAAGACCUGAAGCUGCUGAGGAGUCACCUGCAGGAGCUGCGCGCCAGCAUCAUCUCUAGGUGCGGUCCGAUGACGCAGCUGUCGGAGCGCCUGCUGGCCGCGCUGCCGUCCUGGAGGAAGCUGAGCGGGCCGAACCAGCUGACGUCAUGGCAACAGUUUGUCAGUGACGUCCAGGAGCAGAUCAACCCGCUGGUCAGCCAGGACCACCUCCGGACUCUGGCCAUGCAGCUGCACAGCAUGGGGGAGAUCAACAUCAUGCAGAGCGAGACGGUGCAGGACGUCGUCGUGCUCGAGCCUCGCUGGCUCUGCACCAGCGUCCUCGGUAAGCUGCUGUCCGUGGAAACGCCCAAGGCCAUCCACCACUACAGGGGGCGCUACAGGCUGGAGGAGGUGCAGGCGCUGGCGCCGGAGAGCGACGUGGAGGAGCUGCUGCAGAUCCUGGACGCCAUGGACGUCUGCGCCCGCGACAUCACCAACCCGUCCAUGGUGGACGUCCCGGCGCUCAUCAAGACCAACGGCCUGCACCGCUCCUGGACGGAGGACGAAGACGAGGACGCGCUGAUCUACGGCGGCGUGCGGCUCGUCCCUGCCGAGCACCUCACGCCGUUCCCCUGCGGCUUGUUCCACAAGCUGCAGGUCAACCUGUGCCGCUGGAGCCACCAGCAGAAACCCGAGGAGGACGGCUCCGACGACUCGGACGGAGACAUUCACCUGUGGACCAACGGCGCCAAGGUGAGCCAGGCGGGGGUGGAGGCCAUGAUCCUGCUGGUGAACCACGGCCAGGGCGUGGAGAUCCAGGUGCGCGGCCACGAGUCUCAGCGGGCCAAGUGCUACGCCCUGCUGGACACGGUGUGCAGCAUCACGGAGAACCUGCUGGCCUCCACGCUGCCGGGCCUGCUCACCGCCCGGUACUACCUGAGCCCGCAGCAGCUGCGGGAGCACCACGCCCCCAUCAUGGUGUACCAGCCCAAAGACUUCUGCCGCGCCCAGAUCCAGCGCGAAACCUCGCUCACCAACACCAUGGGCGGCUACCGCGAGAGCUUCAGCAGCAUCCUGGCGUUCGGCUGCGCCGAGGUCUACCAGCAUGGCGUGCUGGGGACCGACAUCCACAUCGCCGACGUGCCGCUGCUGGCCCGCAGGAAGCUGUGCCGCAUGCUGGACCCGCCCGACGCGCUGGGCAAGGACUGGUGCCUGCUGGCCAUGAACCUCGGCCUCACCGACCUGGUGGCCAAGCACAGCGGCGGCGGCGCCACACCGGACGCCGCCGCGCAGCCGCCGCCGCCCAGCCCCACGGCGGCGCUGCUGCGGGAGUGGAGCGGCAGAGCCGGCAGCAAGGUCGGCGUCCUGAUGAUCAAACUGCGGGAGCUGGGGCGCCGGGACGCGGCCGACUUCCUGCUCAAGGCGUCACCGGUGUUCAGGGUCAACAUGGAGGCACUGAGCGGCGCGCCCAACGGAUACCCGCCCACCUGCAACGGCGGCACGUCUUACAACUCAAUCAGCUCCGUCAUAUCGCGCUGACGAGCCACGCAGCUUCAGCAACGAUGUGCAAUCAUGAAGAGCUGCUCGCCGUUUCCCAACAUCCUGUACAGCCAGCCCCUCCCCUCCUCUACACUGCAAAAACACAAAACCUGAAGAAACACAAAAUCUGACCAAAUAUUUCUAAUUUCUCCUGCAAGUAUCUUUGUAAACUAAAAGUAAGACAAAACUAAGUUAAAAGAAACUUUUCAUCAAGAUAUUGCAGCUCGUUUCACUAAAUAAUUCUUUAAUAUUGACGAAAUUGUUCCAGUUCCACUUGCAGAUUAUUUCACAUAUAACAACACAUUUCCCCAAUUUUUUUUUUUUGUUUGUUUUUUGGUUGAAAACAGAGAAAAUAGAGUUUUAUGUCAACAAUGCAUUAAAUCAGUGUCUGUUAAAUUGUAUGAUUUUGUAACUCAAACUGUAAAUCCAUAAAAUCAGCAGCAUGAUUCAUUUUCACUGCAAAAAC
Molecule: messenger RNA, 5059 nt
Organism: Xiphophorus couchianus (Monterrey platyfish)
Lineage: Eukaryota; Metazoa; Chordata; Actinopteri; Cyprinodontiformes; Poeciliidae
Gene: dapk1
Product: death-associated protein kinase 1
Exons: 26
Coding region: 268-4593 (1441 amino acids)
Biological process (GO): protein phosphorylation; intracellular signal transduction; positive regulation of apoptotic process
Cellular component (GO): nucleus; cytoplasm
Molecular function (GO): protein serine/threonine kinase activity; protein binding; ATP binding
Source: RefSeq, a predicted model, not a curated record